This is a messenger RNA of Drosophila grimshawi, 998 nucleotides long. It is a transcript of the gene dpr21, whose product is annotated as hemicentin-1. Gene Ontology annotation, biological process: synapse organization. The record is from RefSeq and is a predicted model, not a curated record. Lineage: Eukaryota; Metazoa; Arthropoda; Insecta; Diptera; Drosophilidae. The transcript is spliced from 7 exons. Gene Ontology annotation, cellular component: neuron projection membrane. Bases 45 to 926 code for a protein of 293 amino acids.
GUGUUAAAUGUCUGACUAAAAACUUUGUUUUCACACAUCAUAAAAUGGUUGAUGCACGAAGUGCUCGAAUUAUAUUGUUCAUUUUACUUUAUAGAUUAACAGCAUGUCAACGUACACAUUUUGACCCAAAAAUAAAUAUGUCGGACAUGUUUAUGUUGGGCGAUGAAGUUAAUGGUUUCAGUUUUAAUGAGGACCAACUAAUGAAAUAUAUGAGGCCGCUCGACAGAGGACCUUAUUUUGACACAACUGCCACAAAAAACGUGACUUCUCUCGUUGGCAAAACGGGUCAUCUUAACUGCAGAAUCAAAAAUCUCGGCAAUAAAACGGUAUCUUGGAUACGACACAGAGACUUGCACCUUUUGACUGUGUCUGAGAGCACUUACACAUCGGACCAAAGAUUUUCAGCAAUUUACAAUAAGCAAACUGGCGACUGGUCCUUACAGAUUAAAUAUCCUCAAAUAAGAGAUUCCGGAGUUUAUGAGUGUCAGGUAUCCACGACACCUCCAGUUGGAUAUACAAUGAUCUUCUCUGUUGUAGAGCCAAUAACAACAAUUCCGGGUGGUCCCGAGUUAUACAUCGAUUUGGGAUCAACAGUUAAUUUAACUUGUAUUGUGAAACAUCUGCCAGAUCCACCAUUAAUGGUGCACUGGACUCACAAUAAUCAGGAGAUUAACUACGAUUCUGCAAGGGGAGGAGUUUCAGUUAUAACUGAAAAAGGUGACAUUACAACAUCUUAUCUUUUAAUUCAGCGUGCUCAAAUUUCUGAUUCUGGAAGAUAUUCUUGCUUGCCGUCAAACGCAAAUUCGCAAUCAGUAAAUGUUCACAUAUUAAAUGGAGAUCACCCAGCUGCAGUACAACGAGCGAAUUCAUUCGUAGGAUUAAGUUUAAACGAGUUAGUGCUGAUAAUGAUUUUUGCACAUAUUUAGGUAUAAGUUCACAAAAUUGUUCUUUUUGUAAAUAUAUAUGUAUUACUUAUCCAAAUAAUAAUAAUAAAUUAG